CGUCCGCUGUUCCUGUUGACAGCAGAGCGCUUCCGGUCGAGCUGUGCACCGCCGUGUUUUGGUGAAUAUCUGCUCACCGGUGGUUUCUGCGUCUGCUAAUGAUCACCGACUGACGGAGAGUAUCGAUAACCCCUCCUGCGGCGCGCGCUCGCGGUGAGCUGAUCGACCAGCGCGAAUGAUCUUCGGUUAUUGAUGAGUUAUUGAUCAGCAGGAGGAUGAGGAGAGUCACGCGCACGAGCAGGAGAGAAACACGUGACCGCAGCACCGGCAGGUCGAGCAGCAGCUUCUGUCGGCUGUGUCACGGUAAGUUCUCGCGGCGGCGUCUGCGGCAGGCGUUCGCGCAGCUGCAGGGUGAGGCGUGCGGUGGGGUGUACCCGCUCUUCUGCGCAGACUUCCAGCAGCUGCUCGGCAUCCGCAUGGAGCGAGACCCCGCCCUCUCCCAGUUCAUCUGCACCGGCUGCCACGCCCAGUUCUACCGCUGCCACAGCAUCCUGCUGCAGUUCCGGAGCCGAGUCAACCUGACGCCACCGACCGCCCACAGGAGCGGCGCUGACCACUCGUCCUCACAGGAGGACAUCAGCCUCUUCCGCUCUCAGAUGCCGUGGGACCGCCGCUGUCUGCUCGGCCUGGUGUCCUGGGCUCACGGUCACGCUGAAGGCUGCAGCUCCUGCCCCGGCCUGCAGGAGGUGCUGGAGGGUCCGUGCGGCGGCGCUCUGAGGGCGGUGUGGGGCUGCGGGGACGGACACAGCUACGUGAUGGACACCGGCGGCGCUGCGUCCACACAUGACACCGAUGAACACGGAAGAAACACACACCAGCAGGGGGCAGCGCUGAGCGGCAGCGACCCACUGAGAUCAGCUGACCCUGCAGACCCACAGAAUCACAGCGACACACACGACGCACAGUGCAGUGAGCAGACAGACGCUUCAGAAACACCAGCGCCGGCGGAGGAUGCAGACAGUGAGCUCUCAGACAGGAACAUGCUGAGUGAUGAGGAGUGUGAAGAGCAGAGGAAGAGCGGCUCAUCUGAAGACUCUGAUCCCCACACUGACAAACGCUCCUCCAAGAGGAAAGAGACGAAGACUCCAGAACCCAAAACCAGGAGGAAACCUGGACCCAAACCCGGCUGGAAGAACAGCAGCAAGUCUGAGCGAGAGGAGCUGCCCACCAUCUACAAGUGCCCUCAUCAGGGCUGUACAGCAGUGUACAGAGGAGCCGAUGGCAUGAAGAAGCACAUUAAGGAGCACCAUGAGGAGGUGCGCGAGCGGCCCUGCCCUCACCCCGGCUGCAACAAGGUGUUCAUGAUCGACAGAUACCUGCAGAGACACGUCAAGCUCAUACACACAGAGGUCAGGAACUACAUCUGUGAUCAGUGCGGACAGACCUUCAAGCAGAGGAAACACCUGUCAGUGCAUCAGAUGAGGCACUCUGGAGCCAAACCACUGCAGUGUGAGGUGUGUGGGUUCCAGUGUCGUCAGCGAGCGUCUCUGAAGUAUCACAUGACCAAGCACAAGGCGGAGGCGGAUCUGGAGUUCGCGUGUGUGAUCUGCAGGAAACGCUUCGAGAAGGCGCACAACCUCAACGUACACAUGUCCAUGGUGCACCCGCUGAUGCAGAGCGCCGGCGGUGCAACCGUCCCUGCGGACCCGCCGCUCACACACACCUGACACACACACACACACACACACACACACCAGUCUGAUGCACAGCUCAGGGGAAUCCACCAUUUAUUAAACACACACACACACACACACACACACACACACACACAUGUGAGGAAUCAGCCAAUCACAGCAGGCGUGGACAUUGUGAAUUUAAACAUGUAUGUACAGGAUGGAGUGUGUGACGGCGGGAACUGCUUUACUCUGAGAGUGUGUGUGUGUGUGUGUGUGUGUGUGUGUGUGAGAUCAGACUGAACUGCUGUAACCUGAGGGGGAGGGGCUCUGUGUGAUCAUGUGUCUCUGUCCUGUGCUCUGAUUGGUCAGGUGUGUUCAUGUUUGUGUGAGUGCGCUGGUGCUGGUGUGUUUCCCGCUGAACGCCGCUGCCAUCUCUGCGUCCAGCUGCUCCAACUCAGACUGCAGCUGCAGACACACACACACACACACACACACACACACACACACACACACACCAGCGUCUGGAUACUGCACUGAUCAGCAGGCUGUUACGGUCACAUGACCCUGAGUGUUUUAACGUGUCCAAUAAACUGUGAAUGACUGA
Messenger RNA from Danio aesculapii, 2220 nucleotides. RefSeq names its product zinc finger protein 276 (gene znf276). Gene Ontology annotation, cellular component: kinetochore; chromosome; nucleus. Gene Ontology annotation, biological process: regulation of transcription by RNA polymerase II. Gene Ontology annotation, molecular function: chromatin insulator sequence binding; zinc ion binding. Lineage: Eukaryota; Metazoa; Chordata; Actinopteri; Cypriniformes; Danionidae. The record is from RefSeq and is a predicted model, not a curated record. Bases 216 to 1667 code for a protein of 483 amino acids. The transcript is spliced from 11 exons.